AUGGGCAACUUCCUCGUCUCGGCCGUCUGCAGCGCGCACAGCCACUCGGAGGCCGCGUACGCGCUCGUCCGCACGCAGGUGCGCGUCUUGCAACGCCGUCCGCCGCCGCUGCUGCUGCUGCAGCGCCAAUGCACUGCCCACCAAACGGCUGUCGGGCGCGCGCUGUCGUCUGCACUGGCGCUAUUUGCUGCGACCGCUUGCGAUCGCGCAGCAGCUGCGGCGGACCACGCGAAGACGCAGCUCGUCGCGUUCCUCGUGCGGGCGGCGCAGAAGCUCCUGACGCGCGCGAAGCCGCUACCGCAGCUGGCGGCGCUGUCCCCGAGCGACGAAGACGACGUCCUGGACGCGUUCCACGCGGUGUUUGACGCAACAAGUAAACGACCGAAGCAGACGGUCCGAGCGCUGCAGCACAGCGCCGAGUUGGCGGCAACGCGUCGGGCGGCUGAGGCAGAGCUGAGCAAGCGGUGGGUGGCGACGGGAGGGCGUGACGGCCACGACGGCGACACGAGCGGGAGCGGUGCGGUGAUCGAGUCGAGCGACCUCGACGACGGGUUCGUGGUGCUGCCUGACGUGGGCGAAGGCCGGGGGGUGUACGCUGGUCUUGAGGACACUGGCGUCGCGCAGUGCGACGACGACAGUCCGACUGAAGGCGAACGUCUGCUGCAACUCGCUUCGAGCAUCUCGACCGCGUCGUUGCACGUCGACCAGUUCCUUCUCACCGGACAGCACGAGAAAGCCGACGCCAUUGCAAAAGACGUCGAUGCGUUUGCUGCAAUGGCCAGCGAGCGCGAAAAGCAGAGCGUCGUGCGCGUGCUGGUGGCGUACUGCGCCUAUAGCAAAGACUGGAACUACUCGAGCGACAUGGUCCUGACGGCGAGUGAGUACCUGCGGGUCUGGCAGGGAGACGAAGACCGCGCGCUCAAGUCGCUUGCUGUGCUUUGCAACGACGUCCCGCGCCUCUGUGCCGCCUUUGAGUGA
Molecule: messenger RNA, 978 nt
Organism: Hyaloperonospora brassicae
Lineage: Eukaryota; Oomycota; Peronosporomycetes; Peronosporales; Peronosporaceae
Source: the annotation of a GenBank genome assembly